Messenger RNA from Cottoperca gobio, 1642 nucleotides. RefSeq names its product protein AMBP-like. Gene Ontology annotation, molecular function: serine-type endopeptidase inhibitor activity. NCBI's taxonomy places the organism in Eukaryota, Metazoa, Chordata, Actinopteri, Perciformes, Bovichtidae. The record is from RefSeq and is a predicted model, not a curated record. Bases 1 to 999 code for a protein of 332 amino acids. The transcript is spliced from 10 exons.
AUGCAGAACACAGUGAUUCAGGUUUCCCUGCUGGUCCUGGGGUGGACCUGGACCCUUCAGGGGGUCCCUGUACUCCCAGAUCCUCUCUACCCUACACAGGAGAACUUUGAUCUGACCCAGUUUUUGGGAACAUGGCAUGAUAUUGCUGUUGCAAGUUCAUUCCAACAUCACAGGGGCGAUGCAGCCAUUAAUACACUGGUUCUACACAGCGGCAUCACUGAAGGCAAACUCAAGGCCACUCACAGGGGACUCAGACAUGGAAUAUGUAAUGAGAUUACUGAGGAAUAUGAGCUGACCACCACACCAGGACGAUUGUUCUACCAUGUUGCAAGGUGGGGGGCAGACGUGGACGCCUACGUGGUUCACACAAACUACAAUGAGUAUGCAAUAGUGAUAAUGUCCAAACUGAAAUCAUCAGGGGAUAAUAGCACCUCAGUUAGGCUUUACAGUCGAACUAUGGAGGUGAGAGACACGGUGCUGGACGACUUCAAAACACUGGUCAGACAACAGGGAAUGAGUGAUGACAGUAUUACCAUUAAGAAAAACAUAGGUGACUGUGUUCUUGGAGCGCAGCUGACGGCUAAGCCUGUGCCUCAGCGGAUGAAGAGAAAUGUGGUGGCUUCUUUGGUUCCUGCAGACGACGAGGGUUCUGGUGAUGAUUCGCCUCUUUUCAAUGGAACCGAGGCCUGUAAGGCAGCACCAGAUACAGGACCAUGUUUUGGGAUGCACCAGCGUUACUACUACAACUCCUCCUCCAUGAGCUGUGAGCUCUUCAAGUACGGAGGGUGUAUGGGCAACCAGAACAACUUUGAAAAUGAGAGAGAGUGUCUGCAGAGAUGUCGCACUGAGGCUGUGUGCCGUCUGCCCAUGCUGCCCCAGCCCUGCACAGGCCAGCCACCCAUCUGGGCCUUUGACUCCACCAACGGUCUGUGCGUGCCCUACAAACAGGGACUUCUGCCAGGGCAACGCCAACAAGUUCUACAGCAAGGCCGAGUGUGAUGAGUACUGCGGGGUGUUGAAUGACGAGGGAGAGCUCCUGAAGGCAAACUGAGUGAGAUGAGGAAACAUCGAUGCUCAUCAUCGUACAGAGAUGAACAUGAAGCGGCUUCACAUAAAGGCACAAAAUAAAGAAACAUGUCUCAGCUCUCACAGAAUAUGUGAAGGGGGGGAAGGUUAGUUUAGAAAUGCAACAGGUUACAGAUUACUAGUUACCUUGUUAGAAAUGUAAUAAGUCAUGAAACUAUUGUAAUUACUUCAUUAAAGUAGUGUUACUUUUUUCAUUUGAUUACUUUUUAAAUUACUUUUCGAACAAAUGUUUUAAAGCUGAAAAGUCCUAAAAACAUAAACUUACACCAGACAGGAAACUUUGAUUACUAUCCAACUUUAAUUCAAAGUAAUUUAAUAUAACUUUCAUUCAUCAGAAUGAAUGUUUUAUUCUACAAAUAAGCUUUUUACUAAAAAUAAUAUAUUGGGAUGUAACCCCUUUGUAACAACAUUUAGUUAAAUAACUGUAAUUUAAUUACAUAUGUUUGUCUUAGGAACUGAUUACAAUUACAUUUAUUUUGUCAUUUAAUUACUUAACACUGUUGCAUCAAACUAGUUACUCCCCAACUGGAAGUUAUAACAGAUGACAAAUAAAAAC